Messenger RNA from Knipowitschia caucasica, 2082 nucleotides. Lineage: Eukaryota; Metazoa; Chordata; Actinopteri; Gobiiformes; Gobiidae. The record is from the annotation of a GenBank genome assembly.
AUGCCUCUGAACUCAUCUGCCAGUGUGUACGGAGGGGCCGGCGGCAGAGGCGCCAAGGCGUCCGUGUCCAGCCUGGAGGGUCUGCGGAGCGUGAUGGGCACUGAUGUGGAGCGGGACAGUCCAGCCCCCGCAGAGGCCCCCAUCACCCCGGCCACCGCGCCCUCCCAUAGAGCCGCUCCUGCUGCUGCCCCUGGGGACGACAAGCACCCACUGCGGGGGCUGAACGACCGCCUGAACGGGUACCUGACCAGGGUGCGGCAGCUGGAGAAGGAGAACAAGGAGCUCGAAGACGAGAUAGACGACAUUCUGGCCAAGAGGGCUGCUCCGGAGGGACGAGACUGGGACCAGGUUCAGAAACCACUGGAUGAUCUCAAAGACAAGAUUAAGGAAAUCACAAAGGAAAAUGCCAAGCUAUUACUGCUGGUUGACAACACUGAUUUAGCCACCAAUGAUUUAAAGUCCAAGCUGGACGAUGAGAAGAAAGCUGCGAAGGCCAUCGAGAAGGACGUGGAGGAACAGAAGAGGACCAUCGAUGACACCAAGCUGAAAUGUUCCUACCUGGAGAAAGACAUCGAGCUGGUGAAGAACGAGCUGGACCAACUGAAGGCGGACCACAAGGGGGAUGUGGACGACCUGCGGGAGAAGAUCAAGGACUCUGAAGUCAAAGUCGAAAUCGAGUCUUCUGAUUCCAACUUGACCGAAGCUUUGAACAAAAUACGAGUCCAGUAUGACGACCUGGCGAAGAAGAACGAUAAGGAGACCGAGGACUGGUAUCAGAGCAAGUUUAACACCGUCAAAGGGGAGGAGGCCAAGAACACAGAGGCCACGGGUAAAAGCAAAGACGAGUUGAAGGAAUUGCUGAAGGAGAAACAACUUCUGGAGAUCAAAAUCCAGAGCUCCCACACUACGAUUUACAGUUUGGAGCAGAAUCUCAAAUCAGGCAAAGUGGAGCACAACAUCCGCUUGUCUCCUCUGAACAAACGGAUCAAAGAGCUGGAGGCCGAGCUGAAAGAGGUGAGGAAUGAGUUGGAGAGACAGCUGGAGAAGAACAACAAUCUGCUCAUGGUCAAGUUGAAGCUGCAAGAAGAGACCCGCUACUAUCAUGAGCUGAUGCACGGCGUCACCACGGAUCCAGAGAGCAUGGAGUUUUCUUUAGACGAUGCAGUGGACGAAGGUCUGCUGAAACUGAACCGUGAACCUCCGCAGUCAGAGGAGGAAGAGGAGGCAGAGGAGGCAGAAGUGAAGCAGGAAAAGUCUCUCUCUUUCAACAACAGCUCGGAGCCUUCACGGAUAGAGGCUGAAAGCGUGGCCCCCACCCCAGCACGGAGCUCUGAGGCGGACGACAGACCUCUGCCUCCAGCAAGGGAUGAGUUGAAGCUGCAAGAAGAGACCCGCUACUAUCAUGAGCUGAUGCACGGCGUCACCACGGAUCCAGAGAGUAGCUGUGGCUCAUUUCUGACACGACCUCAAAACAAGUGCUCUUUCCCUCCUGACAGCAUGGAGUUUUCUUUAGAUGAUGCAGUGGACGAAGGUCUGCUGAAACUGAACCGUGAACCUCCGCAGUCAGAGGAGGAAGAGGAGGCAGAGGAGGCAGAAGUGAAGCAGGAAAAGUCUCUCUCUUUCAACAACAGCUCGGAGCCUUCACGGAUAGAGGCUGAAAGCGUGGCCCCCACCCCAGCACGGAGCUCUGAGGCGGACGACAGACCUCUGCCUCCAGCAAGGGAUGAGCUGCAAGAAGAGACCCGCUACUAUCAUGAGCUGAUGCACGGCGUCAUCACGGAUCCAGAGAGCAUGGAGUUUUCUUUAGACGAUGCAGUGGACGAAGGUCUGCUGAAACUGAACCGUGAACCUCCGCAGUCAGAGGAGGAAGAGGAGGAAGAGGAGGCAGAAGUGAAGCAGGAAAAGUCUCUCUCUUUCAACAACAGCUCGGAGCCUUCACGGAUAGAGGCUGAAAGCGUGGCCCCCACCCCAGCACGGAGCUCUGAGGCGGACGAACCAGUUUUACAGAAAUGUGUGCCAAAUUCUGAGGAAUCUGACAAAGGCGACCGGGAAAAGAUUGUGUAUUUGAUAAGAAGGCUUUAG